This is a messenger RNA of Mesoplodon densirostris (Blainville's beaked whale), 1103 nucleotides long. Its product is annotated as RNA-binding Raly-like protein. The record is from RefSeq and is a predicted model, not a curated record. Lineage: Eukaryota; Metazoa; Chordata; Mammalia; Artiodactyla; Ziphiidae. The transcript has 7 exons. Bases 96 to 650 code for a protein of 184 amino acids.
CAGCAGGAGAACACUCGAGAAUUAACCCAGCCAGGGACGGGUGUCUCCUCAGAGGAUCACGGACAUCCCCUCUCCUGCCCUUUGACGAUUGAGACAUGGCUCGGGAGCCCAAGCCCGGCCCUGCCUGGCCAGGCCAGAAGAGGCCAUGGGGGAGAGCCAUCUCCUGCAACUAUGACCUGGAUUACAAGCUGUACGGGGAAGAUCUCCCCUACAGGGUGUACGAGUACCAGAGGAUCCCUCCACUAAUCAACCGGGUGCCUAUCAAGAGCCGGAGGACCCACAUGGGCAUGGGGGUCAAGAGCAACUUCAGUCCCCACAAGGCUCCCAGGAACAGUCAGCUGACCCCCAAGAUAAAGCCAGUCCAGACUGAGGAGCUGCACUCCAUCAGGGGAGAGCUGAGCCAGAUCAAAGCCCAGGUGGACCGCCUGUUGGACACUGUGGAGCGCAUGGACCAGCAGAGGGACCAGCUUUCAGGGACAGAGGGCUGUGAACAGAACAGGGGCUCUGGCAGUAAAGGUUCCUCGUGCAGAACCACUGAUCCCCAGCAGGAGCCCAGGGGCCAGAGGGCCCAUCCAGAGGCGGACAGCUUCCACAACACAGACCUGGAGGCAGUGAAGAAUCAUGCAGCAGACCAGCAAGACAGCCAGUAGGUUGUAACCCCUCCAGGCUCAUCAGCUCCAGGCACCUUCCCGAGUGGUUCCUUUCCUUGCCUUGAGUGAUUUUCCAAAGGCCUCUCAGUGGCACCCAUGCAACCCAUUCUGGAGCAAGGGCAACGGAAAUGGAGGCACGGCUCAGCCAGACCAGCCAGGAAGCCUCCCCCCAGUGCUGGCUUUAGCUUUGGUCAUGUUUCCAGAUGACAGUCUGGGGACUGGCAGGGAAGGGAAGAGGCUUGCAACUGCCCAGCACCAGCUCACCAUUCUUAUAAAGCUGAGGCCCACUCUCUGACUGCAGGUACUGUUCCAGCAGCUCUUCCCCCUCUCAAAGCCCCCAAUCCUGUCUGGGUGUCAAUAGGGGUAUCCUUUUUGUGUCGUUUCUAGCUUGUUUCUUGCUGAUGUGAUACCAUGUAUUUCAGAUCUGCUUUGGAAAUAUGUAUUAUGUCACUG